GGUACUUGUAGGUACUUAUUAAUCACUAUAAAAUAAAUAGUUAACCUAACUUUUGAAUUUCCUUUCAUAUAAUUGCAAUUUGAACUGUUAUUAUUAGCUUUUCACUUUAUUCGUUUGAAAUGUUUAUCUAUAUAAAAUAAACUUGAAUGUUUAAAUAAUCUAAAAAGCAUUUGAUAAAAGUAGUUUCCUUUUGUGUUAAAUAGUUUUAAAAUAGUGCAAACAUGGGUAUUUUAGAAAAAAUAUCAGAAAUAGAAAAGGAAAUCGCCAGAACACAGAAGAAUAAAGCAACGGAGUACCACUUGGGUUUAUUGAAGGCAAAGCUAGCUAAGUACCGUUCACAACUUCUGGAACCUUCUAAGAAAGGUGGAGAAAAAGGGGAGGGCUUUGAUGUACUAAAAUCUGGUGAUGCCCGAGUGGCUCUUAUUGGUUUUCCAUCUGUGGGCAAGUCCACAUUACUGUCAACCCUAACACACACACACUCAGAGGCAGCAAGCUAUGAAUUUACAACUCUAACAUGUAUUCCUGGAGUAAUUGAAUACAAAGGUGCUAACAUACAACUGCUCGAUUUACCUGGUAUUAUUGAAGGCGCUGCCCAGGGCAAGGGUAGAGGAAGACAGGUAAUAGCAGUAGCUCGCACGGCUGAUCUGGUGCUCAUGAUGUUGGAUGCGACCAAGCCAUAUGUGCAUCGACAGCUGCUGGAGAAAGAAUUGGAAAGUGUCGGUAUCAGGCUAAACAAGACAAAGCCCAAUAUAUAUUUUAAGGUGAAGAAAGGCGGCGGUCUUUCUUUCAAUUCGACCUGUCAGCUCACUAAAGUGGACGAGAAGAUGGUGCAGAUGAUCCUGCAUGAAUAUAAAAUAUUCAAUGCCGAGGUGCUAUUCCGCGAAGACUGUUCUGCGGACGACCUUAUCGACGUGAUCCUAUCCAACCGCGUCUACCUGCCCUGCCUUUACGUAUACAAUAAAAUCGACCAGAUCUCCAUACAAGAAGUUGACAGAAUAGCACGGGAACCCAACUCUGUCGUAGUGAGCUGCAAUAUGAAACUGAAUUUAGACUACUUACUGGAGACGCUGUGGGAAUACCUAUCCCUGAUAAGAGUGUAUACUAAAAAGCCUGGCCAACCGCCGGAUUUCGACGACGGACUUAUCCUGAGGAGGGGCGUGACAGUGGAGCACGUGUGCCACGCAAUCCACCGGACCCUGGCCGCUCAGCUCAAAUAUGCUCUCGUCUGGGGCACCAGCACCAAGUACUCGCCGCAACGGGUCGGCAUCCAGCACUUAGUACACGACGAGGAUGUUGUUCAACUCAUCAAAAAAUAGUAUAUUGUCCUUGUAUUGAUAUAAGUUACACGAACAGUCGCUAUCUACAUUUAUAACACGGUAACUUCAUGCGCGGUACGACUGUGGGGAGACGUAAAAAAACACGUGUUCAUACAUAUACUCCUCGUAUAUGUAUGAACACACAUGCCUUUUUUCUCAUUAUUUUAUCCAUUACACAUAAGACUAAGGCUAAUGUAUCUUCGGCCGCAUAACAACCUAUCAACGAGGGCUGACUGCUGAGUAUAGCGCAUCACAUAAGAAUACGCGCAUUGCGACGUUGCCGAUUAACUGUCGACGGAAAAUCGGUACGCGUACGACCGAACAGAGGCGCCAGCGUUUCAUAGCGUUACGUUCACUUAAUGACCGAAAAUCGGCCCGAUGUAGUGUUAGUUUAAAAUCAGCGUAGUCCGACGUAGUGCGGCGAAGAGUUACAGACGAAAAUGGUCGCAGCGCACAAUCGCCACCAUAUGCAGUUUCUUAAUUUUUGAAAUUAUAACGAUCGCCCCGUCCCGGCUUCGCACGGGUGCAAUAUUCGUUUGUGUAGCUUUUAAACUGUUCAACACAUUUUAGUAAGGCUGGUAGUUUAGCAAGUGUGAUACGUACUGCACAAAUAUACUCUAAGAUUUUAAAAUAAACGGCCUAUUUAACAGUUUUAUGUGCGCGCGUUUAUACAUAUAGUUCCUUCUGUGUCCCGCCUACUAUUCUCGCACGGCCAAUGGCAGCGAUAAUGCAAUUAUUUUACCAACUUAUUGUUUUUAUUUCACAUUAUCUUCUGACCAACUGCAUCAAUAAACAUGCUGUAAAAAGUAAAUUUUAUCUCCAUGAAAUUUCCAUUUUGAUUUAUUUUUAUAAGAACUUGUAAAGUAUACGUCAAACCUGUAUCCAAACUUACUCUUGUAUUAUUUAUUUUACUUUUAACAAAAACCAUUUUUUGGCUGAGAUAUUAAACUUAAAUAUAUGGUGUCGCGGACAUUUUUGUAAAGCUAAAAGUAAUGAAUAUUUUAUUAGAGAUUUUAUUCCUUUAUUUUAAAACAUUCAGGCAAUGCACAUGGUGUGCGUUGCAUUAUAAAUUUUUUACCUACUUCAGUUACAUUUAUUGUGAUUAAUUAUUGAAAAUAUAUACUUAUAAAAAUGAAAAAUAGCCCUCAGGGAUACUUUACUAUCAUUUCAGGCAUUAUCCGUCCACUGCUGGACGGAUAAUGCCUGAAAGCUUCCCCCAUAGACUGCCAUAAAGAAAGGUCCUGAGCCACCUGCAUCCACUGACUCCCUGCAACGCAUUUCAGGUCGUCACUCCAUCUAGUGGGGGGUCGUCCUACACUGCGUUUACCCGUACGCGGUCGCCACUCAAGAACAUUUCUUCUCCAUCGGUUGUCGGUUCUUCGAGCUAUGUGACCAGCUCAUUGCCACUUCAGCUUGCUUAUCCUUCAGACUAUGUCGGUUAUUUUGGUUCUUUUGCUGAUAUUCUUGUUUCGGAUUCUAUCACGCAUAGAGACUGAGCAUAGCCCUCACCAUAGCCCGCUGAGUAACUCGUAGCUUUUGCAUACAGGCAAUCGUGUAGGACCAUGUUUCGGUUCCAUAAGUCAUCAACAAGCAAUGGUUAAAGAUCUUCGUCUUCAAAUUCUGAGGUAUUUUGGAUGAAAAGAUGUGGCGUAGUUUCCCGAACGCUGCCCAGUCGAGUUGGAUUCAUCGGUUGACCUCUCGGUUGAAGUUGGACUUACCCAUUCGAACAACUUGUCCCGAAUAUAUACAUACUCAUCGACAACUUCGAGCAUAGUGUUCUCAAUCGUAACCAAUAUAGGUGUGACCAUGGACGUUAGACAUGAUCUUAACCCUUUUAGUGCCAUUGAUUUUUACUCAUAUCUACUUAAAAAUGCCAAAGAAAUCUUUGUCGUGUUGAUGUCAUUUACCCUUGUACAGCAAGCUAAACAGCGACUGAUUUCACGAACGCUGUGACGCUCGUGGCACUUUUAGUUGCAAUGCGCACGAGCGCGAUGACACUCGUCGGCACUCAAAGGGUUAAUCUUGUCCAUGUUCAUCUUAAGACAUACCUGUUGAGAAACACUUGAGUUCCUUGAGCAUGGUAAUCAGAUCCUCCAGGGAUUCCGCCAUAGUUACUAUGACGUCGGCAAGUGAGUAAUGUAUUCGCCAUUGAUGUUAAUACCAUAUCUAUAUAUUCCAAGAGUUUGAAAACAUUUUCCAAAUGCAGCUGUGAAUUUUGUUCCAAUGCAGCUUUAUAAUAUUAGUACAGAUUAAACGUAAUUUAAACUAGUUUACAUGACAUAGACUUCAUCAGUUUAAAAAAAAAAAACAUGGUUUCAUGAAAACAAAUUCUUUCACAUUAUGAAAUUAUAUUUUAUAAAUUAGGCCUAAGUCCUCUUCACCACUUCGUCGGACUGCGCUAAUCCUCCCCCCCCCCCCCCCCACAUACCGCACACGAAUACGAUGCGCCAUAAUAUACUCGACCAACUUUUCCUGAUACAAUAAUGGACUAUGUAAUAAAUAAAUUACAUAAAUAUGUAUUAUUUAUCUACAAUAUUAUACCUAAUUAUUGUUUUCAUAAUAUGGUUUUUAUGCGAUUAUGAAUUUUAUUUUUAAGGUCUGUUUAACACUGGAUGGUAAUGUAGUAAGUAUAUAAUGUGUUACCUUUCCUUUUCGUGCCGAGUAUGUGGUAGGAAUCAUAGGGGUCAACCAUAAAAUGAUAUUCUGAAAAUGAAUUUUCGGAAUGAAGCUCAUUAUUUCGUUCGUCAUAAAUCCUACCAUUAAAAUUCAAAGGAACGAUACUUUAAUAUUUUGAAACGGUAUGUAUUAUGUCUUUUUAACAUGAGAUUUGUGUUUCAUUCGGCCCCAAUAUUUCGGAAAACAUUUCACUAUACGACAUAAAUUCGAAAUUUCAUUUCAUGGUAGACCCUAUGGUGUGAACAUUUUUGUUACGAACGUGCAACCAACUUUGUUAUCAACCAAUAAUGCGCAUGAUGCAGUUUUAUGUUAUAUGCUUUUAUUUUAAUAAAUAUGUUUGUACAGGUUAAGCCAUUGUACAUACUCGAUUUACUUUUGCAUUGGAAUAAAACUUUUAUUAAUGCA
Messenger RNA from Galleria mellonella (greater wax moth), 4397 nucleotides. Its product is annotated as developmentally-regulated GTP-binding protein 2. Bases 222 to 1316 code for a protein of 364 amino acids. Gene Ontology annotation, biological process: cytoplasmic translation. The transcript has 8 exons. The record is from RefSeq and is a predicted model, not a curated record. Gene Ontology annotation, molecular function: GTP binding; GTPase activity. Lineage: Eukaryota; Metazoa; Arthropoda; Insecta; Lepidoptera; Pyralidae. Gene Ontology annotation, cellular component: cytoplasm.